Molecule: messenger RNA, 792 nt
Organism: Clarias gariepinus (North African catfish)
Lineage: Eukaryota; Metazoa; Chordata; Actinopteri; Siluriformes; Clariidae
Gene: her5
Product: hairy-related 5
Exons: 3
Coding region: 25-672 (215 amino acids)
Biological process (GO): regulation of neurogenesis; regulation of transcription by RNA polymerase II; anterior/posterior pattern specification
Cellular component (GO): nucleus
Molecular function (GO): protein dimerization activity; DNA-binding transcription factor activity, RNA polymerase II-specific; RNA polymerase II cis-regulatory region sequence-specific DNA binding
Source: RefSeq, a predicted model, not a curated record
ACUUGCCGACUGGAGGUACUAAAUAUGAUGACAAUGUCUAGUGAUAUACCAGACGAGAAAGAUUUGGUAAAACGGGUUCCCAAACCCCUCAUGGAGAAGAGGAGGAGAGACCGUAUUAAUCACAGUUUAGAAACAUUAAGGCUUCUGUUGGUGGAGAACACAUGUAAUGAGAAACUGAAGAAUCCCAAAGUGGAAAAAGCAGAAAUCCUGGAAAGCGUUGUAAAUUUCCUGAAGGCAGAGCAGCAGCAAUCCAGGCCUUACUCAUAUUCCAUCAAAAGAGAAAAAAGAAAAUAUGAGGAAGAAGACGAGUACGGAUCUCCUUGUAAACGUCAGCUAAACUACAAUGAUGGGAUGAGAACAUGUCUACGCAGAGUCAGCAAUUUUAUUGCAAGCAAGAGCCAAGAAUUAGAGGGGAGUAUGCCAGUGACCAUGCAACAGGAACAUUCCAUUCAAGGACAUCUCUCGCCAGCUCUGCACCUCAGAUACCAUGGCAGGUCCAUACCAGGGCAGCAGGCAUUUACUUAUGUGGAGUCAACCAGCUCUUGCAUGCCACUGGGUCAUUCUUUGCUUUCUCACAGGACUGACAUAUAUGAGCCUACAAAGAAGACAAUGUCCAGCUCUAAACAGCCUUUGAUGCCAAGUGAUUCUGUGUGGAGGCCUUGGCCACAGUGACAACCCGACAUAAAAAAAAUCAAAAACUGACCAGAAUCCUUAAAAGAUUAAAUUUAUCAACAACUCAUAAUGCUUACAAAUCAUUUCUAUGAAAAAGACUGAAAUGUAAAUGUACAUCAU